AUGUCCAGGAGACUUGCAGUGAUGCUCAGGAAACGCGCAAACGUCAACCCCAACAUUUGGCUCAUGAGACGCUUCGACCGACAUCCGUUUGUCAUGUCUUAUCCCAAGCUAGUUGCUUUAGACACCGACUGGACCAUAUGGUGGGGAUGGCUUGAUAUCAAUAAGCUUGGAAAAGGACGCAAUGCGUAUAAUCCUCUCGAGGACAACCUCGAGCAGGAGAAUGGCUCAGAAUGGAUUCUCAGAGACAGAACAAACCAUAAGGAGCGCAUUGGCAUGUACGGCAAAGUACCUGACAUCAUCUACGAUAUUUUGAAGAACGGUGCCAAACUGGCGAUCGUCUCCCGUAACAAGAGCAAGCCUGCGUGUGAUCGAGCUCUCUGGUGGUUCAAGGCAACAGACCGAAAGAAGCCCAUCAUUGAUAUGGUCGAUUUCGACGAGGUCUACGAUGGUGAGAUUCUCUUUGAUGACGAGGCGACGAAUAACCUGGUUCGAGUAGUGGAAGGUCAAAGUCUGCAGAGCUACUCGGACCCGAUGUUCAUUGGAUUCGCUGGCAUGGACGAGCAGACGGUAAACUUAUUAACACAGGGACACCAUCGCGUCGACCUCACAGAAUCCGCUCGGUGGGGCUACGCCAUAGCAAAGUUUUUCGCGGAGUGGAUCAAACAGGAUGCGUUUGGACCCAACGCGAAGACGUACGUGUGCGAGCUCUGGGCCAGAGACAGGAACAAGUUUCUCGCAACUAACAAGAUCUGGUUCCCUGAAGAGGGUAAAUUCCUGAACAACGUUCACACCCAGACCGCGUUCCAAAUCGGAUGGGACCAGGAGAACCGCGACGCGCAGGCCGCGCGGUGGGGUUCUCCGACACCUUACAUCCUAUUUUCGCGUCACUGGAGGAUGUCAGAGAUGCCUCCUUCCAUCGGUAGCGGAAGAUGGAACGAGAUGGUUAUCUACACGCAGAUCCAGGAUGCGCUAAUGUUGACCAUCCCGCUUAGCGAGCAGCAGGUCAUUGAGAAGAUCCAGCUUGGAGGCAAGUUUGUGCCGUUUGAGCAGCAGCUCUCUGCAUGGAACAUCAAAGUACCCAACGAGACUUGGGCCGAGUUUAGAAAAUACAGAGAGAAUAUUCGAGCCUGA
Molecule: messenger RNA, 1131 nt
Organism: Coniophora puteana RWD-64-598 SS2
Lineage: Eukaryota; Fungi; Basidiomycota; Agaricomycetes; Boletales; Coniophoraceae
Exons: 9
Coding region: 1-1131 (376 amino acids)
Molecular function (GO): phosphatase activity
Source: RefSeq, a predicted model, not a curated record